Molecule: messenger RNA, 413 nt
Organism: Darwinula stevensoni
Lineage: Eukaryota; Metazoa; Arthropoda; Ostracoda; Podocopida; Darwinulidae
Source: the annotation of a GenBank genome assembly
AUGUUGGUAUUGUUCGGACUGGUGUGUCUGAUGGCUGUGGCCCUGGGAGCGCGCCUGAGUGCAGAGGAGGAAGACCUCUUCCCUGCUGAAUCUGCCCAUCGAGGGGGCUAUGGGGGCUAUGGUGGCUAUGGGGGCUACGGCGGCUAUGGGGGUUAUGGAGGCUACGGAGGAGGCCACGGAGGCUACGGCGGACAUGGAGGCUACGGCGGCCACCACCACCACCACCAUCACCAUCGUCCCCAUUUCUUCGGCUGAACUGCUCGGCCUUACUCUCGUCGCCUCGGUCCUUUGACAUUUCGCGUUUCCGUGCCGGAAGAAGGUCACUCCGCUCGUCCACUAACGACACUAGCCAAAGAAUUUUGGCUGCCAAAAUGACACUUUUACACGAAAUAAAUGCCUGAAAGCAUUUCGCA